This is a messenger RNA of Aspergillus fijiensis CBS 313.89, 1362 nucleotides long. RefSeq names its product cytochrome P450. The record is from RefSeq and is a predicted model, not a curated record. The transcript has 6 exons. Gene Ontology annotation, molecular function: oxidoreductase activity, acting on paired donors, with incorporation or reduction of molecular oxygen; iron ion binding; heme binding. Bases 1 to 1362 code for a protein of 453 amino acids. NCBI's taxonomy places the organism in Eukaryota, Fungi, Ascomycota, Eurotiomycetes, Eurotiales, Aspergillaceae.
AUGUUUACAACAAUACUAACCACCUGGACGAUCUGGAGACUGUGGCGAUUCACCAUUCAGCCAUUGCUUCGACCUCAUGAACCAGUUGAGCUUCCAUACUGGAUCCCAUGGCAUGCGGGUGCCUUCUUCAAAGAUUCUCAUCUGCUGAUGAAGAGAGCCGUGCAACAAUUGCAGUCACGCGAGCCUUUUGCACUGACCCUCGCUGGCGACCGGUACUAUGUGGCAACAUCGCCAGCCGACAUCCGCCCUUUUUUCGCCAAUGCAAGUGCCCUGAGCCUGGAUGGCUUUCUCAAUCAGGUGUUGAUCGGCUUCGGUUGUGUAUCAGAGCGGCUUCAUACCCUCUGGCAGCGCAACCAGCCCAGCCCCACAAACCCGAAAGGCAAGAGUCUGAUCCAUUUGACCGAAGAUCUCUUUAAACAACAUCUCCUUCCUGGACCGACCUUCAACAGCUUGUUGAGCCGGUAUCGUGGGGCAAUCGAAGAGUUGCUCCCCUGGAACCACUUGGAAGCAGUCUACCCCACACUGACUGGCAAGGAGACAGAGGCUAUUUCUCUUUACGACCUGUGCUCUGAUUUCAUGAUCAAUGCCACACAGAUGGUUCUGUUUGACCCUGAUCUCUUUGCUAUCGAUCCUGAGAUGACAUUUGAAUUGCGGGCCUUCACCGACGAGUUCUGGCAGCUCAUAUAUAAAUCAAAGUUCAUUGACAGCACGCGAGUGCGUCAGAUCCUGGCUCAAUACACCAAGGCGUUCUCCACCUAUCUACGGUUACCGCCUCAGACACGGAACCGUGAGGCAUGCCUUAUCCGAACGCUGCUCCAGACCUAUUCUGAGCUGGGGAUCCACGAAGAAGACCAGGCGGCCAUGAUGGUUAUGAUAUAUUGGGCCGGAGACGCCAAUGCAUAUAAAGCAGCAUUUUGGAUCCUGGCCUACAUCCUAGACAUGACUUAUCUACGCCACAAUUGCCCCCGGCUCUCGUCAGUCUAUCAUGAGGUACUCCGGCUAACCAAGCGCGAUACGGUGCUUCGUCGGGUGGCUCAAGAUAUAGAGCUAGGCGGAAGGCUGCUCCGAAAAGGUAGCUUUGCAGUAAUUCCCUCUUGUCAGUUGCACGACAGUUGCAAGACGUAUGGACAGGAUUCGCUGUCCUUCAAUCCCGAUCGCUUCCUCAAACAACCACAUUUCGCAAUUCUGGAGAUCUUCUCCUUUGUGGCUCUGGUACUGAACCGAUUUGAGGUAAAAUUGGCGUGGCCGGACCAAAACUUCCCCCAAAAGGACGAGAGUGUGCUUACAUUCGGGAUCUCACGGCCAUUACCAGGUGAUGAUUUGUAUGUAUAUUUAACGAGACCUGAAGACGUGGAGCACUAG